Molecule: messenger RNA, 1987 nt
Organism: Carcharodon carcharias (great white shark)
Lineage: Eukaryota; Metazoa; Chordata; Chondrichthyes; Lamniformes; Lamnidae
Gene: cnot11
Product: CCR4-NOT transcription complex, subunit 11
Exons: 7
Coding region: 175-1509 (444 amino acids)
Biological process (GO): mRNA catabolic process; negative regulation of translation
Cellular component (GO): CCR4-NOT complex
Source: RefSeq, a predicted model, not a curated record
AAUGGUUGGUUUGCGGCAUCUUUUGGCGGCCUGAGGCCCGAUCGAGCGCCGUUUGGCCGCUUCUAAACUUCAUGUUUAAAUUUAUAAUUUUUUCCCCGCCGGAAGAUCGUGUGUGUACGUAGCGAGGCGGCGGGGGCACGAAUCCGGCUUUUGGCCUGCUGGGCCCCGGUAACCAUGACUCUGGCUCCCAAGGAGCUGAGCAGCCUGAUCGGCAUCAUCUGCGAGGAGGCGACCAGUAAUACCUUCGAGGGCCUGUCCACCGCCUUCCACCAUUACUUCGCCAAACACGACCAUUUCCGAGUGGGAUCCACACUGGUCAUGUUGCUGCAACAGGCCGACCUGCUGCCCAGCCCCCAGCAGCGCCUCACCGCCCUCUACCUGCUCUGGGAGAUGUACCGCACCGAGCCGCUGGCCGCCAACCCCUUCGCCGCCGUCUUCGCCCAUCUGCUCAAUGCCGCCCCGGUGGCCGAGGAGCAGGAGAAACAGCUCCUGGGGUUCUUGCCACCUAUUACUCCCCCUGAGAAGUUUUUCCUUUCUCAGUUGAUGUUGGCUCCUCCAAGGGAGCUGUUUAAGAAAACUCCCCGUCAGAUUGCGAGUAUGGAUGUGGGUAACAUGGCUCAGUCUGUAGACAUUAGUGGUCUGCAGUUGGCCCUGGCAGAGCGCCAGUCUGAAUUGCCAACACAGAGCAAAGCAAGCUUUCCAAGCAUACUCCCUGAUCCUGAUCCUGACUCUUCCAACUCUGGAUUUGACAGUUCUGUUGCUACUCAGAUUAUAGAGGCUUUAGUGAGUGGACCAAGGCCACCAAUAGAAAGUCACUUUCGGCCAGAGUUUAUUCGGCCUGCUCCUCCACUUCACGUGUGUGAGGAUGAGCUAGCUUGGCUGAACCCAACAGAACCUGAUCAUACAAUCCAGUGGGAUAAAACCAUGUGUGUUAAAAACAGCACUGGGGUGGAAAUUAAGCGCAUCAUGGCAAAGGCUUUCAAGAGUCCCUUAUCUGCACAGCAACAAACACAGCUCCUUGGUGAAUUAGAAAAAGAUCCAAAGCUAGUUUACCACAUUGGUCUGACUCCUGUCAAGCUGCCUGAUCUGGUAGAAAAUAAUCCUUUGGUUGCCAUAGAGAUGUUACUGAAGCUAAUGCAGUCGAGCCAGAUUACAGAAUAUUUUUCUGUACUUGUGAAUAUGGAUAUGUCCCUUCAUUCCAUGGAAGUUGUAAAUAGGCUAACCACUGCUGUUGAUCUUCCUCCAGAAUUUAUUCACCUCUAUAUAUCAAAUUGUAUCUCCACUUGUGAACAGAUUAAGGAUAAAUACAUGCAGAACCGUUUGGUACGUCUUGUUUGUGUCUUCCUCCAGUCUUUAAUCAGAAACAAAAUAAUCAAUGUCCAGGACUUGUUCAUUGAAGUACAAGCCUUCUGCAUUGAGUUCAGCCGAAUACGAGAGGCAGCUGGCCUAUUCCGAUUACUGAAAACACUGGAUACUGGAGAAAAUCCUUCAGAAGCAAAAUCAAAAUAGUGGAAGGCAGGAUUCAAAAUUCCAGAAGACUGAAAAGGCCUUUGUCGUGUGUUGGAAUCACUUCAGUGGUUUCACUGCAUAAUUGAAAGAUAAUUAGUUUUGUUUAAAAACAGUAAGCCUUUCCUAAGCAGCAAGUUUGCCCAAAUGGGACCUGAUUUAUUUUCUUGUUAUACAAGUGUACAAACUGAUACUGAUGAGCAUCUUGGUCACUUUUCAGGAUAGAGUUGUUGCAUUGCAAUGCACAUCACUUUACUGAGUCCUAUUUAAUUUGUGGUAGGAUAUGCUUUCUAUAAGAGAAAACUGUGUUAAUCAGUUUAUUUCUGUUCUCUAUAUCAUAUGUAUAUACAUGUUUCAGAUUAUUAAAUGCAUAAUAGACAAACUUAGGUAAAGUACAAAUGUAACAAUGUUUGGAUUGAGAAGUUCAUGGAUGUUGAUUAUAAAGUCUUUGUUUUAAUUAAAAUGCUGAAAUAUGAAGCAA